AUGCAGGGAGCGGCGCGGGGCGCUCGGUGGUCGGCGGCCACUGCGCUCGGCUCAGCCCGCGUUCGCCUCCAGCGCGCCGCGCGCCGAGGGGCCGGCCGGGGAGGAGCGCGCCGGGCCGGGCGGGGGGAGGAGGAACGGGGGCCAGCGCGGGGUGCAGGUCCGGCUGGCUCCCGGGGGAGGCGGGGGCCGGAGAGCAAGGGCGAGUCGGGCGGUGCGCGCCUCCCCUCGGCCGGCGGCUCGGGACUCGCCGCCCCGCGCCCGCUCGCAGGAUCCCUGCUCACCUCUCCAGCUCGCCAAGUGGGGGACGGCGGCGGGACCUCCCGCGCCCUCACUGGGCGGGAGCCGCGGCUCCGACCUGUUCGGGGCGCGGAGGCGGCUCCGCCCGUGGCUUUUUCCCGGGAGGGCCACACCGCGGCGCCGCCUCUGCGCGCCCAGAUCUGGUGCAGCGCAAGGCCUGGGCGCCCAGCCUCGGCCGCCCUCCGGUACCUGCAGCCCUCGCGCAUCGUUCUCCGGGAGCCGGCUGGCCCCUGUUCCCACCGACUCCCACCACCACCACCCCGGAUAUCCUCACCGGAGCUGCCGAACCCGGCCUUGCUUCCUCGGCUCCAAGUCUCCCGUCGUCAGUGUUUCCAAAUCUGCCCUAGCUCACAGCAGCCGAUUCCAGCCAGCCGUCGGCCCUCUCCCAUUUCUCCCACUUCUUCCUCUCCUCGGCUUGAAUUUGACUCCAGGAGCCCCUAA
Molecule: messenger RNA, 738 nt
Organism: Capra hircus (goat)
Lineage: Eukaryota; Metazoa; Chordata; Mammalia; Artiodactyla; Bovidae
Product: laforin-like
Exons: 3
Coding region: 1-738 (245 amino acids)
Source: RefSeq, a predicted model, not a curated record